Messenger RNA from Budorcas taxicolor (takin), 810 nucleotides. It is a transcript of the gene HOXB5, whose product is annotated as homeobox B5. Gene Ontology annotation, molecular function: RNA polymerase II cis-regulatory region sequence-specific DNA binding; DNA-binding transcription factor activity, RNA polymerase II-specific. Gene Ontology annotation, biological process: regulation of transcription by RNA polymerase II; anterior/posterior pattern specification. The transcript is spliced from 2 exons. The record is from RefSeq and is a predicted model, not a curated record. The coding region runs from base 1 to 810 and encodes 269 amino acids. Lineage: Eukaryota; Metazoa; Chordata; Mammalia; Artiodactyla; Bovidae. Gene Ontology annotation, cellular component: nucleus.
AUGAGCUCGUACUUUGUAAACUCCUUCUCGGGGCGUUAUCCAAAUGGCCCGGACUAUCAGUUGCUAAAUUAUGGCAGUGGCAGCUCUCUGAGCGGCUCUUACAGGGAUCCCGCUGCCAUGCACACCGGCUCUUACGGCUACAAUUACAAUGGGAUGGACCUCAGCGUCAACCGCUCCUCGGCCUCCUCCAGCCACUUUGGGGCGGUGGGCGAGAGCUCGCGCGCCUUCCCUGCGCCCGCCCAGGAGCCCCGCUUCAGGCAAGCGGCGUCGAGCUGCUCCCUGUCCUCGCCCGAGUCCUUGCCCUGCACCAACGGCGACAGCCACGGCGCCAAGCCCUCUGCUUCGUCCCCCUCCGACCAGGCGACCCCGGCCAGCUCCAGCGCCAAUUUCACCGAAAUAGACGAGGCCAGCGCGUCCUCGGAGCCUGAGGAAGCGGCGAGCCAGCUAAGCAGCCCAAGCCUAGCUCGGGCGCAGCCAGAGCCCAUGGCCACCUCCACAGCCGCGCCCGAGGGGCAGACUCCGCAGAUAUUCCCCUGGAUGAGGAAGCUUCACAUCAGCCAUGACAUGACCGGGCCGGACGGGAAAAGGGCCCGAACCGCGUACACCCGCUACCAGACCCUGGAGCUGGAAAAGGAGUUCCACUUCAACCGCUACCUGACGCGGCGGCGGCGCAUCGAGAUCGCCCACGCGCUCUGCCUGUCCGAGCGCCAGAUCAAGAUCUGGUUCCAGAACCGGCGCAUGAAGUGGAAGAAAGACAACAAACUGAAAAGUAUGAGCCUGGCUACAGCCGGCAGCGCCUUCCAGCCCUGA